UCUUCGUCUUUGAUCGCCGGAGAUGGAUCUCCAGGGGAAAUGCUGGCGGCGGAUUGACUCCCGGAGCGGCGGCGCUGGAUUCCGUGAGAUUGAUGAGGCGCAGCACCAGAGAAUCAAGAGAAAGGUAUGCCUGCUCGUGGAUUCACUCAAGCAAUGCAGCCGUGAGAGGGAUUUAGAGCGCGGCAGAGCAAUCCACGCCGCUGCUCGUAACAGCGGGCUGGAAUCCAAUAUUUUCCUGGCGAGCUCUUUGCUCUACAUGUACUCGAAGUGUGGGAGCAUGGUGGACGCUCACAGGGCUUUCGACGACAUGGUAGCUCACGACGUGGUGACUUGGACGUCGCUGAUCCUUGGGUAUGCCGAGAAUGGGAAUGGAAACUCGGCCUUGGAGAUUUUCUCGCGAAUGCUGCUCGAGAGAUGCCCGCCAAAUCCUCGGACAUUCGUGGCGGGAUUGAAGGCCUGUAGCAGCUUGGCGGAGCAAGAACAGGGACUUGAGAUGGUAGUCGACAUGGAAAAGAAGAAAACGGUGGAACAGCAAAGACAGGAGGUGGAGAAAAAAAAGAUGGUGAAAGCUAAAGCUCUGGAGAAAGGCAUGGCUCUCCACUCAAGAGCUAUGGCGGAGAAGAGUGAUCUAAACAUCUUCGUCUCCAACACACUGGUAGACAUGUACGCAAACUGUGGGAGCAUGGAGGAUGCUAGAGCUGCGUUUGAGAGGAUGCCUUGCCGGAGCGUGGUUUCCUGGAGUGCCUUGGUUCUGGGAUACGUAAACAACGGGGAGCCAAGCGUUGCUUUGGAGGUGUUUUGCCGGAUGCAGAAAGAAGGCUUUGCUCCAAACUCGCAAACUUUUGUUGCUGCUCUCAAGGCUUGCACCUGCCUGACGCUGGGCGAAGAUUGGACUCAAGUUGGCGACGAGUUUUUAAAGAUAGAAUCGUUGGAGAAAGGCAUGGCGGUUCAUUCUCAAGCUUUGAAGUCGGACCUUCCUUCAUCGAACAACUUUGUCAUGAACACGCUCGUGGAUAUGUACGCAAGCUCGGGAAGCUUGUGGGACGCGCACAGGGUCUUCCAGGCGAUGCCUUGUCACACCGUCGUCUCAUGGAAUGCCAUGAUUCUUGGCUACGCCGAGAAUGGGAACGGUCACUUGGCUCUACAGCUCUUCACAGGUAUGAUAUUUGAUAGAAGUUGUGCUCCAAAUGUAUUGACUUGUGCCGCUGCUCUCAAGGCGGCCUGUGCUAGUGGCUCAACUCUGGAGGCGGGGAAGUUCGUUCAUGCGCAGAUCUGCAAGCUCGGCUUCGAGAGCGAAACAAUUUUACAGGCUUCUCUGAUGGACGCCUAUGGCAAAUCCGGGAGCAUGUUUGCCGCACAGUUGGUCUUUGAAUCGUCUCUAGCUACUAGAGACGUCAUCAGGUGGAAUGCUCUCAUGGGAGGCUACAGCCGCCAGGGAGACAGCCACCUAGUCUUUGAGCUCUUUGCUGCGUCGCAAGACGAAGGCCUUCGACCCGACAAUGCAACACUUCUGUGCAUUCUUUCUACGUGCGCUCACUCGGGUCUGGUGGACAAAGGAAACAAAUAUUUCCAAGCAAUGAGCUCGCAGUUUGGUUUAAGCCCCGGCUACGAGCAUUACGUCUGCAUGGUUGAUCUCCUCGGACGAUCGAACCAGCUAGAGCAGGCACUGGCACUGUUAAGAAGUAUGCCCAUGGAGCCGGAUGUAGCAGCAUGGAGAACUUUGCUUGCAGCCUGUGAGAAGUGGAAGAACGAGAAAGUUGGGAAGAUAGCCUUCGAGUCUGCUGUAAGACUGGGUGACAACAACGCUGCUGCCUACACGAUGAUGGCGAACAUCUACGAGAGCGAGGAUAGAAGAACCGAGGAGAAUUCUUAAGACGGGCCUCAAGACCAUUUUCAUGAUCCGAGCUUCGGAAAUUUAUCCCGUCAAUGCA
Selaginella moellendorffii is the source of this 1931-nucleotide messenger RNA. RefSeq names its product pentatricopeptide repeat-containing protein At5g16860-like. NCBI's taxonomy places the organism in Eukaryota, Viridiplantae, Streptophyta, Lycopodiopsida, Selaginellales, Selaginellaceae. The transcript is spliced from 2 exons. Gene Ontology annotation, molecular function: protein binding; RNA binding. Bases 23 to 1873 code for a protein of 616 amino acids. Gene Ontology annotation, biological process: RNA modification. The record is from RefSeq and is a predicted model, not a curated record.